Molecule: messenger RNA, 1899 nt
Organism: Aspergillus terreus NIH2624
Lineage: Eukaryota; Fungi; Ascomycota; Eurotiomycetes; Eurotiales; Aspergillaceae
Product: T6SS phospholipase effector Tle1-like catalytic domain-containing protein
Exons: 2
Coding region: 1-1899 (632 amino acids)
Source: RefSeq, a predicted model, not a curated record
AUGGAACUGGAAAUGCAAGGUCCGGCGCCCGUGCCGAAGCAGUUCGUGCUUUGCUUCGAUGGCACGGGAAAUAAAUUCUGCGGCGAUGAGUCGGAUAGCAACGUCCUCAAGAUCUUUCGAAUGUUAGACCGCAGUAAAAGCCACCAGUUUCAUUACUAUCAGCCUGGCAUUGGAACAUACGUGACGUCCAAAUCGCUGUCCAGCCAUGGCCGCUUUCAACGAAUUCGGUCCGCCUAUCUUAAGGCGAAAGAUUCCGCGAUUGGCUCGUCGUUCGCCGAACACGUCAUGGGCGGAUACAAAUUUCUGAUGAGAUAUUACAGCCCAGGCGAUGAAAUCUACUUUAUCGGCUUCAGUCGAGGAGCAUACAUCGCGCGCUUCCUCGCCGAGAUGCUCGACUAUAUCGGGUUACUGGAAGCAGGCAACGAAGAAUUAGUCCGCUUUGCAUGGAAGACGUUUGCCAAAUGGCAACAGCGCCGAGGAGGGGAGGAGGAAGACGAGGAACAGAAGCGGCUGUUCACAUAUAUGAAGGCAUUUCGAGAGACCUUCAGUCGCCCCAUUACCCGGAUCCGAUUCAUGGGUCUCUUCGAUACCGUCAACAGUGUGCCGGCUUUUGAGUCUGCCUGGAUGCAGCGAAGCAAGUUUCCCUAUACGGCUCGAAGCUCGGCAAGAGUGAUCCGACACGCCGUUGGUAUUGACGAGCGGCGCGCCAAGUUCCGUCAGGACCUAAUCUCUGAAUCAAGGCCUUGGACAGAAAAGAAACGCGCCCAUCGGUGGAAACGACACAUGCCGCAUCACAUGCCACACCAUCACAACGCCCAGGAGCAGUCAGAGAAGGAGAACACGGUUCCAGCCAUCGUCGUCAAUGGCGGUAAUCAAGAACAGAAUGGUCCUGAGGCGGGAGCUGAGCCUCGGCCUAGUCGAGACGGAACCGAAUCGGUCUACCGCAGCUUGCGUAGCUCUCACGAGAGCCUCCACCACGCGAAUCACCGAUACCGUGCACCGGCUCACCAUCCGCGACGACCUAGCCUGGCAGUUCCCAUGCCGACAGCGUCUACCGAGGAUUUGGCCUCCAUAAGAAGCGGGCAAUCGGGGCUUUCCUUGCAAAUCCCCCCGGACCAAAUGAGCCGUGUAACCGAGGAGGAUGAUUUCUUUUACGAAGAUGAAACUAAACAGGAUAUUCAAGAAGUCUGGUUUCCCGGUGGUCAUGCAGACAUCGGUGGAGGCUGGAAGCUUGAUGGAGAGGAAGUCCCGCUGAGCCAUGCGCCCCUGGUGUGGAUGGUUCAGGAAGCGGAAAAGGCAGGGCUACAGUUCGAUAAAACGAAGGUCAAGCAGUUUGAAUGCUGCGAGGAGUUCGAUGGAGAAUACUCUCCGAUCGGCCACAGGAACCCAUGGAACCGCAGCAACGGAUUCUGUCAGGAUCCCGAGCAUCAAGCGGGACACGAUGAGAAGCCCCGGUCCCAAGCUAGCAUUAAUUUCCACAAGGCUCUCCGUCUCUCCAGUGAACAAGGUUUACUUCAUGAUUGCCUCUCGUUCGGGAACGGCCUACCUGCCAUGUCCGUCUUGUCAUGGCGGAUAAUGGAAUAUCUCCCCUUCCGCCGGAUGGAUCUGCAAGCGGAUGGUUCGUGGAAACCGAUCCGAUGGCCCUUACCUUGCGGCGAAGUUCGCGACAUUCCCAACGAUGCUCAGAUCCAUGUGUCAGCGAUCCGCCGCAUGAGGGCGGAUCCUAAUUACCGACCAGGUAACUUGAUCGUUGGCGGUGGUGGGCGCGGAGUCCGUCGUGCCCCGGAGGAGUUGGGAAUGGGGCAGUGGGAGGUCAAGGCCUACCAUGGCGACGCCGUGCGAGAAGUAUACGUACGGAAGAAGGUAUCCAGUGUGUGUCGAGACGAAACACAUGAGUGA